Betta splendens (Siamese fighting fish) is the source of this 5288-nucleotide messenger RNA. RefSeq names its product mastermind-like transcriptional coactivator 1 (gene maml1). Lineage: Eukaryota; Metazoa; Chordata; Actinopteri; Anabantiformes; Osphronemidae. Gene Ontology annotation, cellular component: nucleoplasm; nuclear speck. Gene Ontology annotation, biological process: Notch signaling pathway; positive regulation of transcription of Notch receptor target. The record is from RefSeq and is a predicted model, not a curated record. Gene Ontology annotation, molecular function: transcription coactivator activity.
CCUAAUGAAAAAAAGAGAAAGUUUCCAAGAUGGCGGCGGAGACCUACCUGUCCGCUGGAAAACAAUAGAAGGAGCACAGAGGGACAGAGUGAGCUCGUUUCACGGACGGGUGUCCGCUUUAAACACGCGGACGUCGCAGCUCGGGCCCUAUCCAUUAGGAGGACUGUUCACGCCGGCACCCCGGGAGAGGUCAAUUUGGAGUAUGGUUGAUAUAUUGAAAUACUUCGGUUUUAGCUAGCUAGCUAUCGUUAACACUACCCAAAACAGUGCGUUAGCAGCUAGCUGCUAACGGCUACAAGGAGGCGGAGGAUCAGCUGUUUGCCAGACAGAUGCUGUAGGAACAUCGGACAGCUACAUUCACAUGAGUGCCGCGGUGACUGAAGGCCAUUAGCAAGACAAAGGUCGCCUCCAUGGAGCCAGCACAGGAGUCUUUGUAAAGGGUGAGGGGGGGGUGAAUAGACGCCCAGAGUGAAAAAGAGCCAAAUCCAGCAUUUUAUGGACGAAACCUGAGCCGGGAGUUUACGACAAGUCUUUAUUGAUGAUGGCGGAUUUUGUUACACCGCGACACCACGCAGUGAUGGAGAAGCUCCGCCGGAGGAUCGAGCUCUUCCGGCAGCAUCACAACAGCUGUGAGAGCCGCUACGAGAACGCGGCGCUGGAGAGGCUGGACCUGGAGAGGCAGCAGACCAUUGCCCUGCACCAGCGCUGCCUGCAGGCCAAAGCCAAGCGCUCCAGCAAGCACCGGCAACCCCAGCCCAGCGGCGACCAGGCCGGCCAGAGAGCCCCAAGUGGCAGCGCGGAGCUCGGCGACAGCGGAGUGACGGCGGCGGAGCAGAGCAGGAACAGCACCCUGAUAGCGUUGCAAGAGACAGUGAAGAGGAAGUUGGAGAGUGCUGGUUCCCCACUGGGCAGAGAUCAGGUUAAUGGCUUCAGUGAUGGCUUCCCUCCCAACAAGAAGGCCUGUCUGGAAAAUGGCACCGCCAACGGCUCCCCUUUGGACUCUAAGCUGGGAAUCAGUGACUUGCUAAACUCUAAUGGGACCCACGGGCCGGCAGGGGAGUCAGUGGCUGUAGUUUCGGAGCAGAGUUCAGAUUUCCACCGGAAGGAGAUGAAGCAGGAGCCUGAUGACAUCCUGCCCAUCAUGCCACCGUCAGGAGGGGGAAACAACAGUCUGUUCCCCGACCUUAACCUAAAUGAGCAGGAGUGGACGGAACUAAUGGAGGAGCUGAACUGUUCUGUGGCCUAUGAGGACAUCCAGGACAUUCUCAAUGAUGGCUUUGAAGACCGCAAGGACCCUCUGGAGCUGGCAUCAACUCCAGGUGGUGGAGGGGCAGUUGGAGAUGGAGCAUCAGGCAGUGGUGGGGUCCAGUCAUCACAGGGCCUGCUGCCUCCAGACCUGGCCAGCGUAAAGGCGGAGUUCUCCCCAGCCUCAGCAGCUUUCGAGCAGGACUCUUGCACCGGCUCUCCACACGUCAGGUCCACUCCUUCUGGGCCUCCUCUUCACCCCACCAGCUCUCCAGCCACCUCCACCUCCGCCUCUUCCCCGGCUCUUCCUCCAAACCAGCCAGCUCCUCCACCUCGGCAACUUCAACCUCCCCCUAACCACAUCCUCCCUCCAGGCCCCCAGGUGAAAGACCUGUCCCCUGCCCAGCAGCUUAAGCAACUCGCUGCCCAGCAGAGAGUCCAUCAUCUCCAAGGCACCGCCAUGCAGCACAAACCGCCACAGCCAGGGGCUAAGUUCCACAACCAGGGGCCCCAACCUCAUCCCACACCCUGGCCCCCAAUGGCCGGUACCACGCAAAGCCCACUCGGGGGUGCAUUUGGCAUGGACAAGUCCACAAGCCCCUCUCUGUACACACAGGACUUUAAUCCCAAUGCCCAGAAGCAGUUGCUGAUGCCCGGUCAGCCCAGCAAGGGCUCUCCCAAAGCCGGGGCCUCCAGCUACAUGCCAGGGCCUGGUGGGCACCCCAAUAUGAUGGCUCACCCAAAUUCCCUCAGCCAUCCGCCUUCAGGGGGAACUCAGGGCCCCGGGGGCAUGCUGAACUACAACAACACCAAACCUCUGUCGCACUUUGAGGCAGGGCCUGGACCGCCGCGUCCCCCCAACACCCAGAGCCAGAACAAGGCAGCCCUGCUGACACUGCUGAGACAGCAGCAAAUCAAACAGAACAGCAUGAACUUCCGCCAGCACAUACCACACACGCAGGUUUUGUCACAGGACCAGAACUCCUACCCAGCUCCUCCACAUGGCCCGGGCCCGGCCAACACCAUGACAUCUGCACCUGGAAACAACGGUCUGAAUGCCCAGGCAGGUGGUGCUGCCAUGGCUGGUAACCACAGCAACGCAGCGUACCUGAACAGCCAGGCUGCCGUGGCAGCGGCGCUGAAGCAGCAGCAGCAGAUCCUGGAGCAGCAGAAGCAGCAGCAGUACAUGCAGCGGCAGCAGCUCAUGGCCGAACAGGAGAAGCAGCGACAGCAGCAGGACCAGCAGCUUCAGAGACACCUGACCCGCCCUCCACCACAGUACCAGGACCAGCCGGGUCAACAAGCCAGUCAGAACCCCUUCCCACAGCAACAGGUUAACCAGUUUACAGCGUCCUCUCAACCAAUGGGUGGUGUCAGCUCAAUGGGAGGCUCCGCCCCUGGAGCCCAGCGUAUGUUCUCUCAGAACCAGGGCAUGAUGGGGAUGAACAUGGUUCAGGGUGGGGGCCAGGCAGGCGGCGUAGCUCCACCCUCAGCAGCGAGUCAGGCCGACCUCAGUCUGACAUCCUGUGGAGGCAGGGGUGGUGGGGCGGCUGUGGACGUCCAGCAGGUGCUCUACAACAACAUGAACCUUCACCCCAACCACCAGAACCACCCUCCCCAGCAGGCCAGCCUGCAGCGCCAGCCUCUGGGCUCCAUGAGCUCCUCCUACAGGCACAGUCUUUUGGCUCAGCAGCAGCAGCAGCAGCAGCAGCAGCAGCAGCAGCACUUGAAGGCCCAGCCCAACGCUGUCAUGCUGAAGCAACAGCACCUGGUUGCUGCCGUUCGCAUGCCAGGCUCCCUGCAGAACAGCAUGGGGGUCAACCUUCCCGGCUCGAUGCCCAGCAGCAUGCAAGGGCCUCAGGGCGCGGCCUGGCAGCAGCAGCUCGCCAGCCAGCCACCCUCUGGUAGCACAGGCCUGCCACCCAACGCCUUCAGCAACCCCCCCAACGCCUUCCACAUGCAGCAGCCCCGCAUUCCCAAGAUGCAGCCAGGAGCGGCGCCCUUUGGGGCAAACCCAGGCGGGCGUCCAAUGGGUGUUCUGAACCCUGGACAGCAGAUGAUGCAGACAAACAUGGCUGCUGCUCAGCAGAGGGCACCGCCGAACACUCAGGGCCUGAGCCAGCAAAUGGCCAAUCAGCAGCAGACUCAGCAACAACAGGCCAAUCAGAACCAGGCCGUGCUCCCUGACCUGGUGGCGUUUGGGCAGCCCCAGAGUAACGGGCGCCAGGGGCUCCAAUGUAACCAAGGUUACCAGGUGAACAGGACUGCCAGUCAGCAGCAGCAGGUGUCGUUUGGAUACAACGUGGCAUCGGGGAGCUUCGCUGAGGAGAGCGAGCUGGUGGACUCCCUGCUGAAAGGUCAGAACCCCCAAGAGUGGAUGGCGGACCUGGACGAACUGCUCGCCAGCCAUCACUAGUCUCUGUGGACCCUGCUGGAACUGUUCACGACCUUCUGCAGCAGCCACGAUGACCCUGUAAUUCAAAUGAUGUAAAGGCCUGUCAGCGAGCUGGACCGCACCACCAGUGAGCUGAUGGUACAUGUCGGUCCACAGCUUUCAAGGCUUCUAUGGGUCGAUCCAUGCUGGGACGGGUUCUAAAGGAUGACACUACGUCACGUCCUCAUGUCUGAGCCGCUCCGUCCUCUCAUCAGAGAAGAUAACACCGGUUCCAAUCAGUCUGCUUUUUACAAAUAUACACGUGGUAGAACAGAACUUCAGCCUGUAAGCUGAAGAGUUCAUGGAACAGAUUGUGUACACGUAUGUGGCAGCAAUUAGACUUUUGAGUUGGUUAAUGCAAUAAAGUAAAAUCAGGAGAACACGUUUUUGUCCUACGAAAGGAUCUUCACUGCAAAGUUCAGCCACAGAAUCGAGUUGUUGCUCAGAAUCCUGACUAGACCUGAGCCUGUAAAAUCCGAGGGUCUGUCUGACCAACUGGUCGGGACUCCCAUCACAUGGUGAACGGGUUCUGGUUCUGUUCUACCUCUGUGUGCUUUUUAUAAACAAGCAGCUGACUGAGUGAAUCUACUACUGAAGCAGUGUCAGACAGCUGAAGCACCUGAAGCGCGUCGGUGCCGUUUCUUCCUUACACUGUAGCUGCUGCGAUCGCAAGUGACUGCAGGGCAGCGGCACAUAAACACGUAACAUGCUGAUUUUCAUGGAAACAAGAGGAGGCGUAAAAUUUAAAUAUCCUAUAUAAAGCAGGUUUGGUUUAGGGAAAUAAGCAGCAGCCACACAACAGUGUGACACAUUGUUCCUGAAAAGCCCCAGAUGAAAAGCAGGUCCAGCUCAUUUCUGGUCAUUACCUCAGCAGAACCCAGUUCUCCGAUCCGAGCGCUGAGCGGCUCUGCUCGGCUGGUGUUUUAACAACUCGAGGUGAAACCAAAUGCAGACUCGGAUCAGCUGAUCUGAUCUCAAUAUUUCAAAGUGUUGGAUCUCAACAUAAAAAAGCGAGGUGGAGCCAGGAGCAGCCGCCUCCUGAGCUCGGUCAAGCUUUUACCCACAGGUGACCAUGAGACCUCCAUGUCUCUGCACUGGCAGCUGGAGACACAUGGACGGCGAGACCUCCUUCCUGCUGUGAUGCUCUGUGGCAAACGACUCGGACUCUUUGACACACGGUUCAGUCCAGAACAGUUGAACGUGUUUUUGCCGUCAACUGGACGGCGACUGCUUCAGCAGAAGGCUGAAGGCGGGGGCAGCGUGGCUCCAUAACUGGUGGUUGUGGUGGGCUGUCUGGGCCCAGUUGGUGGGUCUGUGUCUACCUGUCUGUAAUGGUAGUGCUGCAAAGCCCUGACUCGGGCUGGUUUCAUGCUUUCGUUCAAAUCUCCGGCUUCCAGCUGUGCUCAGCCUCCUGGACCUCUCUGGGUUGGACUCUCGUGAGCGGCUUCUGUAAAUGUCUAUAAAUAUAUUUUUUGUAUGUAUGCCUUUCCUAAUGAUAUGGAGAAGAUAGAUGUUAUUUUUAUAUAUGAUGUUUUGUAAGUAUUUUAUACUUUUGAUAUGGUUCUCUGUAAAACAAGAGCAUUAUGUAAAUAUAGUUAUUUAGAAACAA